Episyrphus balteatus (marmalade hoverfly) is the source of this 3915-nucleotide messenger RNA. RefSeq lists its product as uncharacterized. Bases 1 to 3915 code for a protein of 1304 amino acids. NCBI's taxonomy places the organism in Eukaryota, Metazoa, Arthropoda, Insecta, Diptera, Syrphidae. The record is from RefSeq and is a predicted model, not a curated record. Gene Ontology annotation, molecular function: nucleic acid binding. The transcript has a single exon. Gene Ontology annotation, biological process: DNA integration.
AUGUUUACUAAGUCUUAUCGCCAAGUUUUAUUGGCAACAGCUUUAGUGAAGAUUAAACAUCAAGGUUCAGAAUUUGAUCUUAGAGCCCUUAUUGACCAAGGCUCUGAAGUUUCAUUCCUGUCAGAAAAAUUCCAAAAGCUCAUAGGUCUUCCCACUGAAAGUACUCAAGCCAAUAUAUGUGGUAUGGGUUCAACUGUUACUGCUUCCGCUUCAAAACUUUGCAAUUUUACUCUUAAGGCUAACUUAAAUAAUUUUGAAAUAGAGACUCGAGCAUUAGUUUUGAAAAAACUCACUAGUAAUCUUCCAGCAGUAUCAAUGGAUCUUGAUCAAACACACUGUAAUUUUAACUUUCCGUUGGCAGAUCCUUUCUUUUAUCAGAGUUCAAGUAUUGAUAUGCUCAUCGGAGCAGAUCUUUAUCCAGAUAUAGUUUUGGAAGGGGUGAAGAAAAAUGUUUUAAAUUCUUUAUUAGCACAAAACACAGUUUUUGGAUGGGUCUUACUCGGUCCUUAUGACGAUAUUCCCACCAUUUCAAAUUUUUCAACUUUUGUCUCGUAUAGUGACGAGCCUCCACCAAGUCACUGUAUUGAAAGAUUUUGGAAAAUCGAGGAAUUACCUCAAAUUUACUUACUUUCUCCAUCCGACCAAUAUUGUGAAGAUUUAUAUCGAAGUACAACUUUUCGAGAUGCAACUGGAAGAUAUAUUGUUAAAUUACCCUUUAAGAAUCCUACGGAGGAACCGCAGUUAGGCACUUCACGUUUCAAUGCAAUGAAACAAUAUCUUCGAAACGAAAAAAGUUUAAUGUCUAAGCCCACUGUUAAAACAGAAUACGAUAGAGUCCUUUCUGAGUAUAUUGAAUUAGGUCAUAUGUCAUCCACGCCACCUUAUGAAUUGUGGAACGAUGGUUGUGUUCAAUCUUUUUAUAUGCCACACCAUGCUGUUCUAAAGCCCCAAAGUACCACUACAAAACUGAGGGUCGUUUUUAACGCAUCUUGCUCAUCCUCCAAUGGCAACAGCCUAAACGAUCUUUUGUAUCCAGGCCCCGUUCUUCAAAGUGACAUUACGUUGCUCCUUCUUAACUGGCGUUUCUAUAGAUACGUUUUCAACGGUGAUAUUGAGAAAAUGUACCGCCAAAUUGGUAUUCAUCCUGACCAUGCACAAUAUCAACGCAUUUUAUUCCGUCCCAAUGGGGAUCAAAAGGUCGUCGAUUACAAUUUAAACACUGUCACCUUCGGAGUAAAUUGCGCUCCAUAUCUCGCAAUACGCACUCUUCAUCAAUUAUCAUCCGAUGUUGAAGCCAGUUUUCCUUUGGCUUCCAAAAUUCUUAAAAAGGAGUUUUACGUGGACGAUGUCCUUUCUGGCGCUCACGAUAUUUUAUCAGCACGUAGAGCACAGACGGAACUUAUAACGGCUCUGCGAUCCGCUGGAUUUAACUUAAGAAAGUGGGCAGCUAACGAUUCUGAAUUAUUAAAUCAUAUUCCCAGGGAAGAUCUUUUAAACAAAGAUUUCUUAACUAUCGAAGAUGACAGUUCAACAAAAACACUUGGUGUUCAAUGGAACGCCUCCACUGACACUUUUUCCUUUUCAACCAACCCACAAAGUUUAUCCGUGGUUUCUACAACCAAACGCGAUGUUUUAUCAGCCAUCUCAAGAUUGUAUGAUCCUGCAGGUUGGCUUGCACCCGUUGUUGUAACUGCGAAGAUAAUUAUGCAACAAAUUUGGAAAGAUGGAACUGAGUGGAAGCAAAAUCUUAAGCCUCUCACCCAUCAAAAAUGGAAAUCUUUUCUAUCCGAUUUCUCGGAAAUAGAAAAAAUCACUAUUCCUCGUUGGGUGGAUUAUUCCCCUUGGAAAAAAAUGCAACUCCACGGUUUCUCGGAUGCCUCCGAAAAAGCUUAUGCGGCCACCGUUUAUGUUCGGGUCCGUCAUGAUUCUUCGUUAGUCACAUCUCAUUUAUUAUGGGCCAAAUCCAAAGUUGCGCCUGUUAACACACUUUCACUUCCACGCCUUGAACUCCAAGGUGCAUAUCUUCUGUCACGUAUGAUUCGAAUAUUACUCAAUCAAUUUGAUUUUUUAAACAAUAUCCCUAUUCAUCUGUGGACUGAUUCCACAAUUGUUCUUGCGUGGCUUAGCAAACCACCAAGUACUUGGAAAACGUUUGUUGCUAAUCGAACUUCAGAAAUUAUAACUAACGUUCCUGAUGUACAAUGGAGUCAUGUUCCCUCUGCUUAUAAUCCCGCUGAUUUGGCGAGUCGUGGUAUCUCCCCUGGAGAACUUAAAUCAAAUCAAUUAUGGUGGACCGGACCUAAUUGGUUACAAGAACCAAAAUUAAACUGGCCCUCACUUCAGGAACAUGAUCCUCCGGAUGAAUCAAUCCUUGAACUUAAAUCAAUUUCAAAACACGUAAAUGUUGCACUGCAAAAAAUCGAAUUCGAAAACAAAAUUUUAAACAGAUUUUCUUCAUGGCAUAGAGCGCUCCGUGUAAUGAGCUAUGUAUUUCGUUUUCGUGAAGCAGCUCGCAAAGUUCCAAAUAGAACCGAAUAUCAUACGAUAUCCCUUUCUCAUGAAGAGAUCAAGUCUACAAAAACAAAAAUUAUCCAAUUAACUCAAAAACAGUAUUUUGGAGGUGAAUAUUUUGCCCUCGUUCAAGGAACAAAAGUACACUCAAAAAGUAAAAUUUUAUCACUUAGCCCGUUUCUUGACUCCAACCAGGUAAUACGUUCUCAAGGUAGACUUGCAUGCUCAACUUUAUCAUACAAUGAAAAAUUUCCUAUCAUUGUUCCCUAUAAAUCUUAUUUGUCACAUCUUAUUUUAUCUUAUAUUCAUCAAUUGUCGUUACAUGGUGAAAUCCAAUUGAUGACUCGUUUGGUGCGUUCCGAGUAUUGGAUACCCAAACUAUCAAACCUGAUCAAAAACUUUAUUCGAAAGUGUAAACCUUGUGUUUUAUACAAAAAAUCUGUCCAGGCUCAAUUUAUGGGUGCCUUACCGGCAGAAAGAACAGUUUUAAGCUUACCAUUCACCAACACUGGCAUUGACUUUGCUGGUCCCUUCACAAUUCAAAAUUUCUACGGAAGAAAAUGUCGUCUAGAAAAGGGCUACGCAUGUCUCUUUGUCUGCUUCGCCACAAAGGGUAUUCACUUGGAAGCAGUCAGCGAUUUAUCCGCUGCUGCAUUCUUGGCCGCUUUUACACGCUUUGUUUCUCGUCGUGGACUGCCGGCAACAGUGUUUUCCGAUAACGGAACAAAUUUUGUAGGGGCAUCUAAGUUGCUCAUUGCAGAUCUGCAGAAAGCUGUUCAAAGUUAUCCUGCUGACUCAGCACCCAAUUUUUCAAAAAUCACUUGGAAAUUUAUUCCUCCUGGCUCCCCACACAUGGGUGGUUUGUGGGAGGCAGGGGUGAAAAGUUUCAAAACUCACUUCAAAAAAAUAGCCGGCAACGCAAAAUAUACCUUCGAAGAAUUUUCGACCCUACUUACUCGAAUCGAGGCAUGCCUCAACUCUAGACCUUUAACUAGAAUGUCUGAUAAUCCUGAAGACCUACUUCCAUUAACUCCAGGGCACUUUUUACGGGGUGGUCCUCUACUUAGUCCCCCUGAGCCUUGUGAAUCUCAAAAGAACAUUUCCUUUAUGCGAAGAUGGAACACUCUCAAAGUUAUUCAUCAUAAAUUUAGUUUGCGUUGGAAGGAAGAGUAUUUAAAAGGGCUCAUGAAUCGCUAUAAAUGGAAAUAUCCUCAAAGGGAUAUCGCAGUGAAUGAUCUAGUCGUUUUGAGAAAUGAGCAGCUUCCACCGAAUGAGUGGCGGCUUGGUAGAGUCUUAAAGGUCUACCGUGGUCCCGAUGAUAGAGUACGCGUUGUUGAUGUUAAAACCCAAAAAGGGGUUGUUACUCGUUCUGUCGUCAAACUGUGUAUUUUGCCUUCGGACUGA